Molecule: messenger RNA, 9736 nt
Organism: Tyto alba (common barn owl)
Lineage: Eukaryota; Metazoa; Chordata; Aves; Strigiformes; Tytonidae
Gene: NHLRC2
Product: NHL repeat containing 2
Exons: 11
Coding region: 64-2235 (723 amino acids)
Molecular function (GO): protein binding
Source: RefSeq, a predicted model, not a curated record
AGGUGCUGAAUGUGCGGCACGGAAGCGGCCGGCAGGUAAACAGCGGCCCGUCCUGGAGGCGUUAUGGCGGCGGGGGGGCUGGCGGGGCUGCUGCCCGCCCAGACCCAGCUGGAGUACGCCCUGCUCGACGCCGAUACUCCCCAGGAGAAGGAGAACUUGGUCUACCAGUACCUGAAGAAGAUGGACGGCCGAGAGCGGGACCUGACGGUGCCCGAGCUCGGCGCAGAUCUACAAUGGUUAAACACUGAAGGUCCUAUUUCUCUUCACAAAGACCUUUGUGGAAAAGUUGUGGUGUUGGAUUUCUUUACUUACUGCUGCAUCAAUUGCUUGCACCUGCUGCCUGAUCUCCACGCAUUAGAGCACCAGUACUCUGAUAAAGAUGGUCUUAUUAUUGUUGGUGUCCAUUCAGCGAAAUUCCCAAAUGAAAAAGUCCUGGAUAACAUUAAAAGUGCUGUUCUAAGGUAUAAUAUUGUCCACCCUGUAGUAAAUGAUGCAGAUGCAACCCUGUGGCAUGAACUAGAAGUGUCCUGUUGGCCAACUCUGGUCAUUCUCGGGCCUCGUAGAAAUAUGUUGUUUUCACUUGUUGGAGAGGGACACAGAGAGAAGUUAUUUUUAUUUACUUCUAUAACACUGAAAUUCUACAAGGAGAGAGGACAAAUCAAAGAUAACAACAUUGGAAUAAAGCUAUACAGAGAUUCCCUCCCACCUUCUCCCCUGCUGUUUCCUGGUAAAGUCACCGUAGAUAAUUCAGGAGAAAGGCUGGUAAUAGCAGACACUGGACAUCAUAGGAUUUUGGUUACUCGAAAAAAUGGACAAAUUCUACACACUAUUGGAGGUCCAAACAGUGGAAGGAGAGAUGGAAGAUUUUCAGAGGCAGCUUUCAACUCACCACAAGGAAUUGCUAUAAAAAAUAAUGUUAUUUAUGUAGCUGAUACAGAAAAUCACCUAAUUAGAAAGAUUGAUCUGGAAUUAGAGGUGGUGACCACUGUAGCAGGUGUCGGGGUACAAGGUGUUGAUAAGGAAGGUGGAGCAAAAGGAGAAGAACAGCCUAUUAGCUCUCCGUGGGAUGUGGUCUUCGGAAAUUCAAUUUCAGGGCCCCAGGAAGAUGAUGUUUUAUGGAUAGCAAUGGCAGGCACUCAUCAGGUAUGGGCACUCAUGUUGGAAGGUGGAAAACUACCAAAGGGAAGUGAUUUAAAGAAAGGAGUCUGCCUUCGAUUCGCUGGGAGUGGAAAUGAAGAGAACAGAAACAAUGCAUACCCACAUAAGGCAGGCUUUGCACAGCCUUCAGGUCUCUCUCUGGCUUCUGAGGAACCAUGGAAUUGCCUUUUCGUAGCAGAUAGCGAGAGCAGCACUGUGCGAACCAUCUCUCUGAAAGACGGAGCAGUGAAGCACCUUGUAGGAGGAGAGAGAGAUCCAUUGAAUUUGUUUGCCUUUGGUGAUGUGGAUGGAGCAGGCAUCAAUGCAAAGCUGCAGCAUCCCUUAGGAGUAGCAUGGGACAAGAAGAGAAAACUGCUCUAUGUGGCAGAUUCCUAUAAUCAUAAGAUUAAAGUUGUAGAUCCCAAGAUGAAGAACUGUGCUACCCUGGCAGGCACAGGAGAAGCAAGCAAUGUUAUUGGCUCCAGCUUUGCACAGUCAACUUUUAAUGAACCGGGAGGUUUGUGUGUUGAAGAAAAUGGCCGCUUGAUGUAUGUUGCAGACACAAACAAUCAUCAGAUUAAAGUGCUGGAUUUCGAAACAAAAAUUCUUUCCAUGUUGCCUAUCCUGAAUCCAGAAGCAUGCGAUGUUCCAGAUAACCUGCCUGAGCAAAAGGAUAAGAUAAAAAACCUUCCAAAACUACCUAAAUCUGCACCAAAUGUUCAACUUCCUUCAUUAACUGUAGCUCCUGGCCAGACAAUUCAGUUUUUGCUAAAGUUGACACUCCCUCCAGAUUCAAAACUGAAUGAAGAAGCACCCAAUUCCUGGUUUAUCACAGCAGAAGAUAAUACAUGGUUGCUUCAAGGACAGUGUGUGUCUGGAGAAAUAAAAGAUGUUUCCUGUCAAACUAUCAUUCCCUUUCAGCUACCCAGGAGCUGUCUGUCAGCUGAAGCUAUUCUGGCUAUCAAAGCGUGCCUCUACUAUUGCAGCAAAGGUAGCAGUGCCUGUAUGAUGAAAGGAAUCUCAUUCAGUCAGCCUUUACAGGUGGCUACUACAGACCAAGGCAACUUGACUCAAGUUGAACUGAUACACACGUUUUAAUGAGCUAACCCAAAGCCAGCUAAUUUCGUACUUUAUUUUACUAUCCACCAUUUCUGUAAAAGAAAAUAUUAAUAGAUGGCUUUUAUCUGUUUUUAAUUUUCCUUGAGCUUAUGACAAAGCUAAGAAAUAAUAUACUUGGUAAAAUGAAGUAGAGUUCCCUACAGCUUAACAUGAAAAUUUAUCAUCACAACCUCAUUUCUUUUCAUUACAGUAACAGCAAUAAUACUGUAAUACUCUAGACUCUGUUGCCAAUUGUGAAUAUAUUGGAUGUAUGCCAUUCUAAGCAAUGAGCAACAAUUUUUAGAGUCCUUAUGAAAGAGCUGGUGUUACUUUGUAAUGUUACUGUAAGAAGUUUUUUGCACUGUACAUACUGUUAGAGUAGCUGGAUCAGUUUGGACUAACAAAUUCCUUUUGUGCCCCUAUUGAAUUUUAUUAGAAUGUCAAAACAAAUAGUUUCUUCAGGCUGUAAAAGAAGUAUCUUGCUUAAUUUUCUGUAAUGGCAUUUAUGACACGUGUAUUUUGAAAGUACAUCUUAAACUAGGUGUAGCUCUAAUUUUACACAAACUGAGUGUUUUGCUUAACUAGAUAUGACUGCCUUGUAUGAAAAGCAUAAUUUAAUGAAAAAAUUUCUGUGAAAGGAAACAUUCAAGUUCCUCUGGAAGAAUUUAUUGCUGAUUUCUAACAAAGAAUGUGCCUCUGUGUGUGUGUGUCUAUAUAUAUAUAUAUAUAUAUAUGAAGAAAGAAAACCACAAAACCAUGCUGGAGUUUUUCUGAUGCAUACCAAUUUACGUUUUUAUAUUAAGUGGUAGAUAAUGGUUGAAUAUCUAAACUGCAAAAAUGAGAUGUCAGCCAUUUUGAGCAUAGUGAAUCACUUUCCAGCUUCUAUGAUUUCUCUGUAAAGACUUGUCUGAAGACUUCUGUCUUGCAAACACAUAAUAUUAAGAAGAAUAUUAUACUCCUGAAGUCUGAUUUGGAGUCUUUUGAAGUCACUGUUAGCCCCUGAUUUAUAAUAGUGGCUACUCAACCAGAACUGUAUAUUUAAUAAUAAUUAAUUUACAUUCAUAUUUAGAGGUUCUGAGCUUUUGCUAGAAAACUGAUAACCCGAUGUUUGAGUAAGGUGCUUUAAAACUGUAUUACAAAACUCUGCCCUAGGUAUUUAAGUGUUUUGCAAGUAAAAUUCCUUCAAUUUGUCAUAGGAAGUAGCAGGAAUACAGGAGGGGGUUCAAGUUUUUGCUUGAACUGGAAGAGUUUCCACAGUGCUUAAGUGGUAAUUGGAUUAGACUUCAUGCUCUGGUUAUGAGGAUCAGUUCUGAGAAGAUGAUUUUGUUUUAAGUUCGAAGUUAGUAUUUUUACAUAUAUUAUAAAGUACAGUAGUGAAAUAAUCUUUAUGUAAUCUUUUCUAAAACAAUCACCAUUGUUCCUGACACCUAUCAGUAAAUCCCCAGUAUGAUUUGGUUUUGUUCUUUCUUACUUAAAGGCUCACUGAAAUGUUGGUCAUGAACCCUAGAGGCUUUUGUUUCAAGAGAACCAUAUGGACUGGUGUGUUUUUUCCUUCCAUUGAAAUGCCAGUCUAUGUGCGAGUUCUCUGUAGUACCAGAAAUGGUUAUUAUCUCACCUGUCAGCAAGGCAAGUGCUGUGCUAUUAUUUUUCUUGUGUUUGUUUUUUAAGGAACUUUUCUAACGCGGUGCUUCAGCUCCUUUGGGUAAGCCUUUCAAUUCUCACAUGCCAUUUUGAAGUAGGAGAAAGCUUUGCUACUUUGUUCACAGAUUGCAAAUGCUAUUGGAAGGUAAAGAAACUGAUUUGGGCAUUUAUCAUUUUUUACACUUUAGUGCAACUCAGUCUUUCAGAAUUUUUUGUUUGUUUCUUUAGCUUUGGAUAGUAGCCAGGAAACCUUAGAUCAGCUUCCAGCAAGCUCACAAAUUUUCUGUUGCUUACUGCAAAAAAACAAGCAUUAGUUUAAGAAGUUCAGAAUAAUGAAACAAACUGUUACAGUUUUCUUGAACAUAUAAUUCAGCAGAUAGAAUUUUUUUUCUCUCAUUUUCAGCUAGAAUGACACUAUAUUUGUGUAUUUCAAUCAGAUGUGAUCAUAAAAUUCUGCCUGUAUUCUAGUAUUCGAAAAAAAAAAAGUCAACAAAUCUUUUUUCUUAUUGAAAGAGUAUGUAAUAUUUAAAUAUAGUAUUGUAGAUGUGUUUUCUAUCUAAAUGUACAUAUAUAAAUGUGUGUUAAAGUGUCAUAUCCUUUUUGUUUUCUAGUUUUGACUUUUAGUCACUGUAUCUAGGCACACUCAGAACAACUAUAAGCUUAUUGGGAAAGGGUGAUAGUAGGUAGUAGGAAAAGUGUUGCAUAAGCAUCAAGCUGAAGUCCAGGAUCAAACUGUAAAGGACCUUUAAAUAAUUAUUUGUAGCCAAAUGCUAAAGAAUUGUAUUUCAAGGAAACCAGUUUCAGCCUUACUAAGAGAGAGCAGGAAUAUAUCUGUUUGAACCAGUUUUUCCUUUAGCUUUUAUUUUAAGCCCAUGUCUUGCAGCAGAUGACUGAAUUUUAUGUAAACUAGGGGAGUGGGGGUUAGUAUAUUAUAUCUGUGCUACUACUAUUCUUUCUACAAAGCCUCAGAGCAUUCCUUGCUUCUGCAUUGUAAUGGCUCUAUGCCAAAGGAGAGACAGAAUUUGUGAAACCACCUCAAAAAGACACACAACCCACCAUUCACAAAGAAAAGCUGUGUAUCUCAAAAUGCUUUGCUCUUGCAUCCGGUAGGUCCUCAAACCUUUAGUCAGUAACCCUUUUAGUUUUCAGUGAAGAGCUGCCUUUCCUGACUCAUCUUAGUGGGUUUCACACAGGGACACUGCUCUAAUUGUUCUCCUUCAUCAUCUUCUAUUCUAUCUAUCUAUCAGCUGAUUCCAGUUGUGCCCCAGCUCUCGCUGAUGAGGUUACUGGGGUUGUUCUGCUCCUCGCUCAGUCUGUGUCUUCACUGUGAUGGGCCUUUUGUCAUAUAGCCAAACACCUAGCUCUUGUUUGUCCAAGGAAUAGCAUACACAUUUCCAGGGUCGCUCCUGUUUCACUUGUGGUAUACAGACAUUUGAAUGUUCUAUAAUUAGAAAAAAAUGUUUCUUAAAAGCUUAUGAUGUUUAGGGGUACUAUUUCCUUUGCUUCCUCCAGGGUUUACAAGAUGCUUUUACGGUAUAGCAACAAGUACCAUAAAUGUACCAAGACAGACAAACAGAAUAUCAUGUACAAGUUACAGAAAUUUAUUUCAGUUGAGUACCAGAAAGCAUCUUCAAAAUACGAUUCAGAAAAAUAGAAAAUGUUACUGCUCUGCUAAAUACUGAAAAAUCAGAUAUAUUGAUGACUGCUUUUUGUAUCUUACUGUAAAAGUAUGUAAUUCAAGGCCUUUUCAAAACAUGUCUUUCUACUGAUUUUAAUAAGUUUUGCAUCAGACCUUAAUAAAGUAAUAAGUUACUGUAGCAAAUCUCAAAAGAAUAUUGGUCAUGGUUCUAUUGUAUAAUGGAAAUAAGUUCAGUGGCAUUUGCAGUUUUUAGUUGUAGUGUUUGCUUUUCUGGAACAGCUUUUGGUUUUGAAUAAAUAUAUUAAUAGUUCCAUGAGAGUUUUUAGAUAUUUUAUUUAAUUAGACUAGGAAAAAGAUAAUGUGGUUUCAAAGAGGGAGCGUAAUAUAUUUUGACAGCUUUUUCAUGUUCUAUGAAUUCAGUAGUAUCUUUCUGUAGUUUGUGCCCUUCUGUUGAAGGAAGAGUAGGGAUGCUGACUGUAUAAACCUGUUGAUGGGCACAUAUUUUUAUGCAUACAUUUUUAGUUGAUCUCUUUUUGUGUUAGAUUCUCACCUGUCAUUUAGGGCUUUUCUGCUGGACGUACUUCUUCAUAGUUCGUGUUUUGCCUCUCAUGUCUUCCACUUGUAGAGCAUUAUGUUUGUACAAUGCUGUGGUAAUGUCAUGAUAUACAAAGCAAGUACAGACCAGAUGGGUAAUAUAUGGGAAAGUAGUUUUAUAGCAUCAUGUAAAUGCCUUAUCUGCUUAGCCUUAGAAAAGUUGCAUAUGGCUUCCAGUACUUUGUAUGUAUUCUUAAUACACUUUUUUUAUUCCAGUGGACAAAUCUUGUAGCUUAAACCAUAGGUAAAACUAUUUUUUGUGAGAAUGUCAAGAAAAACAUAUUCCUUAUCUGUUGCUCAGAGGAGGGGAUGAUCAGAAUGAAGGGACUUUCCUUCUUGUGCAUGGGCUUGUCCUUCUGUUCCUUAUUAACUAUUUAUUUUAGCAGAGUUGUGUUAUUGACCACAGAUUCUCUUGAAUUUUUGAUUCCUAACAAGAUUUUCUGUGUAUAUGGAAGCUUUAAAUGUCUGACUUUGUAGAGUUAUGAGAGAUAUAUCUAGCUGAAAAUGGCUUAUGGUUUAGGAGACAGUAGUGGAGAUUUAUGUACAUUCUUAUGAUCUUUAGUUUUUAAAAAUCACUGUUAUUCAUUAAGACUUCAGAAACACAUUGCAGCUAAACUCCCACAGAAGUGUGUUCAUAAACUUUGUACUGCAGCUCAAAAGUAAGUUUUCUUGCUUGUAUAAUACGUGAGAGAUGCUGUGGCAUGUUGUGUGUAUGUGUCUUCCAGGCUGCAGUUGCGCUACCUGAGGAGAAGUUACCAUGCACAGCAGCUUAUCAACCACACACAGUAACUCUCCACUCAAAUCUGUCAGCUCAGUUGUUCAUAUAAUCAGUUAAAAUUACUGAUUCACAUUAGCAAAGAUUUAGUAUUUAGAAUUAAUCAUUAUAAUUUUAAUCAAAAUCAGAUGUCAGGGAUUAGAGGAGCUUUUCUGUCCCAAGCAGGGAAGGUGUAAAAAUGGUAACAGUUAGUUGGAGUUGUUGAAAAUGUGAGACCUAGUUAUUUUUUAAUUAAACCACCACAUCUGUCUUAGUAUUCUACAACAGAUCAUGAAUUUAGAAAUCGUAUUUCAAAUAUACGACAUUCCAUUAUGUUCAUAUAACCAAAUUUGACUACUGUCUUCCCUCAGAAGCAGCUGUUCUUGCAUUUUUACAGUUUUUGUACUAUCGUGUAAAAUCACAUACUCUCAUUAAGGAUUAGGAUUCAUUCUUGUUAAGGAUUCACCACAUCUAUGAUUGAGCUUCUGAGUUUAUCUUAGUUUCUUUGUCAUAAUAUUAUGGAGGAUUUUGGUUAGGUUUUUGGAUCUAUCUUUUCCUCCUGUAGUUUCCCCAAGAAGGAAAUGCAGCCAGUUUCUUGUUACCAUGGGGGGAUACAAGUAGGAUAAUUCCCUCCACCAGCUCCUUGCCCCUGUCCUGCUCUGGGGACAGGGAAGUAAACAGCAAGUGCAAUAGGGGUGUCCCAUAUACAGAUACCAUACCCGUCAGCUCACUCUGAAAGGGUGGAAAUGAGGUGAAGGUUUCAGGAUGAGUUAUAUACCAUGACACUGCUUCCUCGGUCUGCUUCUCUUUACAGCCUACAAAAUUAUGCUCUAUAAAGAAGGCAAGAAUUUUGGCCUUAUUAUUCCUGCAAAAAUCUCCAGUUAAUUGAUUCAUUAGUACUCUUUAUCUUCAGAUAACCUGGUAAUAAUUACUGGAAUCUAGGACUUCUCUGGACCUUCCCCCAUGCUUCUAGGUAGCAUUAGAAUAAGAUUAUGUCCUCAGGCCAACUUCCUCAAGCUUUACACUGAUGCAGCUAUUAUCAAAUUUUUACCUUUACCUCUGGCCCUGUUCAUUGAGGUCCUGAAGGUGUUUAUAGAUCUCCCAGAGCAUCCCAUAAAACUUGAGUAGCCUGUGGAGGGAUUUUGAUGGCUCCUAGUUUCAGGAAACUUUGAUACAAUAAAUCAGAUACUUCAGCUAUUAGGUGAUUUAAAAGAUACACCGGUUUGCUAUCUUGUUGCAGAUUGUGCUUAAUUAUUUUCAAAGGGUAACACGUUUUUGUCACAGCUGCAAAACUAGAAACCUUGGAUUUAAGUUGAGGAGUGUUUGUGCAGCUAUAAUUCCUUACUGCUUAGUGUACCUCAUUGUUGGUCCAUUGCUUUCAAGCAUACCAGAGAACUGUUUGUCCAAUUGCAGGCCCUAGGGCUAAGCAAAAGAAUUGCAAGUAUUUGUCAAGUCUUGCCUAGUUGCUUUGAAACAUCAACAAUUUUGAGGUAAGGAAAUCCCACUUGUAAAAAACUGUUCAGGAGUCUGCCUUCAUGUAAUGCUCUGUAUUCAGCAUGCCUCAGAAGAGCAAUACUCCACACUGUGUUUUUCCCCUUUUGAAUGAGUAUUUAGAAACCCAACUCAUCUGUCCAUUGUCAGGCUUCAAAGAAAGCAAGAUAACAGUUGCAAAUUUGAUUUUACAUUCAUGUUUUUUAAAAAUAAGAACUUGGUUUUCAAACUUUUCAUUAAACUUAAAUACUUGAUUUUGAACCAUACUGUCAAGGAAUCUGUCCUGAGAGUUGCCUAUAUCAGAUAACUGGCUUCCAGUUUUUAAAAAUUUAGAAUUGGUAGUAAAGGAACUAGAUUGCUAAAUGUUUUAAAUUUUGAAUAUUUAACCUCAAAACUGUCCGUUUUCACUUUUAAAGGAGAAUUAGUGGAAUUAAAACUUUCUCUUCUGUAAAUCAUUACUAUUAAUCAUUGUAUCAUUAAAACCUGUGAUGGAUCUAUGUGCUUUUAUAAAGAAAUUAAUAAAUAAAAAUAAGGUAGAUGUAAAACUGGUACUGGGUGAAAUCCAGGUGCUCCAAGGUUAGCGGCAAAUAUCUCUAGGGCCAGUAGUUCAGCCCAUUGUGACAGAAAUUCUGCAUUUUCAUUACGUCAUGAUGGCUGAAGGAAAAAAUCAGUGCCUUACAUAGCAAUACUUGAAAGUGUUUCUUUACAGAAAUGCUGGAGUACUGAUUGAAAUAAGGUAUUUGAGCUUCGUGGUUUGUAAGUUUCAGGGGUUUUUAAUUCUGCUAAAUCUACUAAUUCUGAAACUGAAGAGUUUUCAUUUUCUUUCAUGUUUUUUAAUUAAGUUAAAAUUAAGGUGCUUUUUGUUCAAGCUAUUCUUCUUAAGAAGUACUCUAAAGUGCUUUUUUUUCUCAGUCCUGUGAACUUACUUCUGAAACUGUUGUUACCUCUUUUGUAUACUUCAGAACAAUCUUGGCAGCGUGACGAAAUUGUGAUAUGAGUGAGAUGGAAGGCAAAACUAUCAUUGAUCUAAAAAGAAGAAGGUGAUGCUACUUGGUAUUUGAGAGGUGGAGAGUUGGUCUUUGUUACGGUGUUUUGUUUUGUUUUGUUUUCCUGUUCUUCAGAUCAGCCAGGAUUCUUUAAAUGGCAGAAGGUUGUGAGUAGAGGUGGCUAGGAAGGGUCAAGUUCUCUCACUGUGGAACCACAUAACUUCAUUUAGGUUAUGAUGUUGGGAUGUCAAAAAUCCUAGCAGUAUAAUGGUAGUGAAGAAAGUCACAUUUGAGCACUUAACACCUUAAUAAAUGUCUCCUAUGGUUUAAGGGUAAGGACAGGGACUUUUUUCUUCCUUGAGAACUUCAGUGUUGUUUUGUGAACACUGGAAUAUU